Plectropomus leopardus (leopard coralgrouper) is the source of this 1683-nucleotide messenger RNA. NCBI's taxonomy places the organism in Eukaryota, Metazoa, Chordata, Actinopteri, Perciformes, Serranidae. The record is from RefSeq and is a predicted model, not a curated record.
AUGAAACAGGCCGACCUGAUUGUUAACACAAUGAUGGACAGGAAGAACUGUAUAAAUAAGCAGAAAUGGUACAGUGCUCAGGAUGCACUUCAGAUCAUCACUGGAGAGGGCAGUGACUUUGACGGAUGUGAAACCAGCUCAGAUAAAGACCCUGAGGACCCUGAUUACACUCCCAGCAAAAAAGAGAUGGAGAAUGACGAGUCAACUCACCUUUGCCGCGCCCUAGCUCCACCUCACCGGCGUAAGCGCCCCCGCCGCCGAGGUAAACGCAGCGGGUCAGCUGGUGAGGCUGAAGGCCUGCAUGGCGCGUUCUUCUACGGCUUCCUGGACCCCGUUUGCCUCGCGUCUUUACUUCUUGGCGCCCGCUGGAUUCUGUCGACUCCUGGCUGGUACCUGUUAUCGGCCUGGAUGAGGUGUUCCAGUCCCGCGCCCCCCGCUCUCCCCGUCCCCGCCGGGUCCUCUGUCCUGACACUUAUCAAUAGUAGUUUGUCCUCAGGGGUGGUCCCUAAAAAUUUCAAACAUGCAGUAGUACAACCUUUGAUUAAAAAACCACGACAAGAUACUACUGUUCUUUCAAAUUACAGGCCUAUCUCUAAAUUGCCUUUUAUGUCAAAAAUCCUUGAGAAGAUAGUUUGCUGCCAAUUAAUGGUUUUUCUGGAAGAGCACAAAAUACUUGAGAUCUUCCAAUCUGGUUUUAAAACCUUGCACAGCACCGAAUCAGUUCUUUUAAGAGUUUUUAAUGAUACCUUUUUAGCCACUGACUCUGGUGACUGUGUUAUUCUUGUGCUUUUAGAUUUAACUGCUGCAUUUGACACAGUGGACCAUGAGGUUUUAAUCUCUCGUUUGAAACAGUGGAUGGGUAUCAGGAGCGUAGCACUGGACUGGUUCAGGUCAUACUUAGCUGAUCGAACCUUUUGUGUCAGCCUUGGUGACUCUGUGUCCUCCUCUCCUCGUCUCUCAUGUGGGGUCCCACAGGGCUCAGUUUUAGGACCUCUUCUCUUCUCGCUCUACUUGCUUCCACUUGGUUCCAUACUGAGGAAGCAUGGUAUUUCCUUCCACUGUUACGCGGAUGACAGUCAGAUUUAUGUCCCUCUCAAAAAGAAAGAUUCCUAUUCUGUCAAACCGCUACUCAGUUCGGUUGUUAAGUCGAGCUUCUUCCAGUUGAGGCAACUUGCCAAACCAAUUCUUUCAAGGCAGCACUUUGAAACAGUAAUCCACGCCUUUGUGACCACUAGGCUGGAUUACUGUAAUGCACUUUAUGUGGGGGUUAGUGGGUCCUCUGUUGCUCGUCUUCAGAUGGUGCAAAAUGCUGCGGCACGUCUUUUAACUGGCACACGUAAGCACGAGCACAUUUCCCCCAUUUUAGCAUCACUUCACUGGUUGCCCAUACAUUUUAGGAUCAGCUUUAAAAUUCUUUUAUUUACUUUUAAAUCCCUAAAUGGUCUCGCUCCCCCCUACCUCUCCGAACUGCUGCAGCCUUACACACCCCUCCGCUCUCUCAGGUCAGCUGAUCAGCUGCUCCUGAGUGUACCUAAAACUAAGCGUAAGCUCAGAGGUGACCGUGCUUUUGCUGUAGCAGCUCCUAAACUAUGGAAUGAUCUGCCUCUACACAUCAGACAGGCCUCCUCUCUGUCUGUUUUUAAAUCCCAUCUUAAAACACAUCUCUUCUCCCUGGCUUUUUAA